Molecule: messenger RNA, 966 nt
Organism: Lasiosphaeria miniovina
Lineage: Eukaryota; Fungi; Ascomycota; Sordariomycetes; Sordariales; Lasiosphaeriaceae
Exons: 2
Coding region: 206-736 (176 amino acids)
Source: RefSeq, a predicted model, not a curated record
UCUGGCACCUCAAUGACGAUGCAGCGCGCCGGUCGACGUUGCCACUUAUGCUGCACCGAAUCGGGACGACCGCGUCCGCCUGUGUUGGCGCGGCAGCGGUUCAGAACAGAGCACACGGCGUGCCGUCAAAGAGCUCCAUGACGAAGCAUUGAAGGGUGGUGCUGAAAAUAACCACCGCCGUCAGCCUGCCAGAGAUGCCCACCCCAUGCUCAAGAAUCAAGUGUACGCUCCGGUUUUGGCUGAUCAGAAACAACAAGUUUGGACUCGAGCCUCGUGGUCUGUUCAAAAGCCGUCUAACCACUCUCUAAGGACGAAAUUAGGACAGCACUCGACAGACUGGCCCAGCUUGCUUGUCUCGCACGGAGAACAUAGUCGACAGAGGGAAGUUGAGUUAUUAGUUGCUCGAAUUAAUAUACUGGUAUCAUACUGUGGGCUGGAAAUGGACGACAACGCCAGCAACGACGUCGCAGAUCCCAUCAACAGGAAUCACCCGGGAACCGAUGGGACAAUGCUCAAAUGCCCGUUCAAGGAUUGUGAGAAUGAAUUUUCGAGGGAACAGGACCUUUUGCGGCAUUAUGCCAUACAUUACUGUAUUAACAAGACCUGCUGCAACAUUACCUUCAAACAAGCGAAAAAGUACAUGAAUCACAACUACCAGGACCAGAGCAACCGAAUCAGCUAUAAGAAACAGUGUGCACAAAUACGCGAUGUUAUGAGAGAAGAGCUGGGGCUAUAGCGCCAACAGAAACGAGCUAGUGGUGUGAUCUACCCAGGUAGAUUAAAGAGACAAGCAAGUUCUAGCAGUCACAUACGGGAAGCUGUAACCCAACUGGAAACAGCCUCAAACGCGCUUGAGCAACCUACACCAGCAGUGCCGCUCUCCACAGCAGCCGAUUGCGACCAAUUUAAUACCUUCUGCCGAGCCCUCCGUAUCGAGAUUCUCCUGAAGGGCCCUUCCGAGAUGUC